AUGCAGACACUGGACCCGCCGCAGCUGGGGACCGGAUGCCCCGUCCGGCCGCAGGGGCCUCGGCGCUGCAGGCCGUUCGCGCCCCGCGUGCCGCCUCCGCCUCCGCCUCCGCCUCCGCCUCCGCCUGCACUGCCGCAGCGAGCCUGCGGUCGCGUGCGGGGGCGGAACUCGACCCUGUUCCCCCUGCUGCUUGCUGCGUUGCCGACCCCCGCUGGCCCGGGAUCCGCGCCCACGACGACGGAGCCGUCGCCGUGCUCGACAGCAGCGACCACGUCUGCAGCCCAGUCGUUUGAGGAAGGCAAGCAUCAGCAAAUCGAUUCGAGCUCGGACACGGAGAUGCAGGAGUUGCCUACUGUUUGUCGCUAUCCACAGGACGCGGACACGCGUUCCCGCAAGCAGAAGUCGCCCAAGCGACGAAAGAAGAGGAGCCUGUCUGCAGGAUAUGUUUCUAGAAAUGGUGACACGUUCGAGGACGAUGACGAAAAUCCAUCUGCGGCCAGGGAUGUGGACCUCACACCAACGGUUCCUGGUUCGCUGCUGGCAACGUCCGCCCAAGGACAAAGACCAGUUGACGGUGCUCAGCUCACCGACGAACCCCUCGCGACAUCGGAAGAACGUCAUGCGUCGCCUAACGUGCUUGGUGAUUGGGCGUCCGAGAUGGAGAUGGAAAGAAUGAUAUCAGGCUCGAUCGACAACCAGAUGCCCGCUGCCGGCGGAUCGUCGGACGGACGUCUUGUCUCAGAUGAUCAAUAA
Messenger RNA from Schistocerca americana (American grasshopper), 753 nucleotides. RefSeq names its product gametogenetin-like. The coding region runs from base 1 to 753 and encodes 250 amino acids. The transcript is spliced from 2 exons. The record is from RefSeq and is a predicted model, not a curated record. NCBI's taxonomy places the organism in Eukaryota, Metazoa, Arthropoda, Insecta, Orthoptera, Acrididae.